AUGGCCGUUACCUACCGCCACGGCAUCUCAAUCCUCGAACUGAUCGUCUACUUCCCCUCUCUCUUCCUCUCCAUCUUCCUCGUCAUUCGCCAUGGCCUCCGCACAAACAGCGGCUUCCUCUUCCUCACCACCUUCGCCCUAGCCCGAAUCAUAGGCGCAUGCUGCGACCUCGCAACAAUCAGCAAUUCCUCCUCCGUCAGCCUCUACAUUGCAGCCGCAAUCUGUAGCUCAAUUGGCCUGUCACCCUUGAUGCUCGCCUGCACUGGCCUCCUAUCCCGAGCUGAUCUCUCCAUUGAAAAGGUUACCGGUCGCACGGCCCUACCUCGUCCUGCCUUCCCCUUCUUCCGUAUCCUCACCACCGUCGCAAUGGUCCUGAGCAUUGUCGGUCUCACGGCCAACAUGUCUGCCGAGGGUCUGCAGCACCCCGACAUCAAAGUCAAGAUCGGCAUGAUCUUGUACGUCGUCAGCUGGGCAGUUAUGGUUGCCAUGCUGGCAGUCGUGGCUCUGCGAAAGGGCUCUAUUGAGCGUGGCGAGAAGCGCACCGUUUUGGCUGUUGCGCUAUCGAGCCCGUUUAUCCUCGUGCGUGUGCUGUACGCGUUCUUCGUCUGGUUCCUGAACAAUUCCAAGUUCAGCUUGCUUAAUGGCAACGUAACAGUCCAGUUGGUUAUGGCUGUACUUGAGGAGUUUGCUGUCGUUAUCAUCUGUCUUGGUGUUGGUAUGACUCUGCGUGUUCGAAGCAAGGAGACUCGAGAGAGUGAUGGAGAAGAUUUGACGUCUCAUUCUUCUCGCAAGCCCUAG
Messenger RNA from Penicillium subrubescens, 798 nucleotides. RefSeq lists its product as uncharacterized. The coding region runs from base 1 to 798 and encodes 265 amino acids. The record is from RefSeq and is a predicted model, not a curated record. The transcript has 2 exons. Lineage: Eukaryota; Fungi; Ascomycota; Eurotiomycetes; Eurotiales; Aspergillaceae.